UCAAUCAGUAUUUUGAUCAAUAACAAGGGAAACUUUUUGUAUUUAAGUUAAUUGUCUGAAAAUUUUUGACACUUUAAUUAUUUCAUCUAGAGAGCAAGUUAAUUAUUAAUCAAGAUAUUUAAAUGUUACAAUUUAAAGGGAAAAGUGGUAAAUAAAAACAGAGUAUCCAAUGACUACCAAUGUUUAUUUUCCUCGAAGGUUAAUUUUUUUGUUCGGUUCACUUUCACUUCUCGUGAUUAAGGUUUAAUUAAGUUUAAUUGUGUUGACAAUCAAAUGGACAAGUAUAAAAUAAUUGGUAAUAUAAGUGCUGGUGCUCAUGGGAUAGUUUUAAAAGCAAUUAAAUCGUCGCAUGUUGAUUAUGUCCCAAGCGGUGAUCGUGAUGAUAAAUUGUUAGCAAUUAAACGAGUUUUCAUACGGAAAAAAGCAAUGUCUUUAUCGGUGAUCAGGGAAAUUAAAUCAUUACAAUUACUGGAUAAACAUUUACAUAUUACUCCAUUGAUUGAUGUUUUUGUUCAAGGCUCAUCGAUUAAUAUGGUUUUCCCUUUGUAUCCAGUUAAUUUAACUACACUGAUUUACGAAUACAAUUUAACUAAUAUUCAACGAUCAAUUUACACUUACAUGAUACUUGAUGGUUUAUCUUAUUGUCAUUCACAAUCAAUUAUUCACCGAGACCUGAAACCAAGUAAUUUACUGAUUGAUUGGUCAGGAAUACUUAAAUUGGCCGAUUUUGGUCAAGCUCGGCUUUUACCACAAUCAGCUAAUUGUGAUCAACAGUUGACUCCAGCUAAAGGUUUUAAUCUUAAUCAUGAUGAUCAGUUAACUUACUUAUCAUCAUCAUCAACUUCAUCCAAUCAACAAUCAACCAAUUGUUUAUUAUCUCAUCAAGUUUGUACUCGUUGGUAUCGUCCACCUGAACUAUUGUAUGGGUCAAAUGAUUACGAUUGGUCAAUUGACCUGUGGUCAGUUGGCUGUAUUGUCAGUGAAAUGAACUCUAAAUGGCCUCUAUUCAAAGGUGAAUCUGAUAUUGAGCAAUUAUGUUUGGUUGUUAAAUCGUUGGGUCAACCACCAAUUGAUUGGGCAAGUAAAAUGCCUGAUUACAAUAAAGUGAUUAUCGUUUUUGAUCAAAAUUCAAACCAAUUAACUUGGUAUGAAAAGUUAUAUUCAUCUUGUCAGGAUCCAUUAGCUGUUGAUUUUAUCAGACAAUUAAUUAAAUAUCAACAUCGACCCACAGCUAAUCAAAUGAUGGAUCACUCGUAUGUAUCAUCGGCAGUUUGUAUGAUCAAUGAGAAAGGCUCGUUUGAUGAACGAUUUUUAACUAGCCCCCAAUCGAUACGACAAUUAGUUGGCCCACCAAAUCAAAAAGAAUCCAACAAUUAGCAAGAUUUCUCUGACCAAGAGCGUUUGUCCAAUUUUCGUCCGAGCAAAUAUAACGUGGGGCAAGAAUUUGGUGUUGAAAAUUACAAUUCGCUUUGUGAAGAAACUCUGAUAGUCCUUCGUCAUUUUGAUUAAUUGAAAAUCUAAUUCUCAGACUAAGAUGAAGAAGAUGAUAAAAAAGAGAUCAAAUUGCUUAUUAUGAUUAAUUUGUCUCAUUUUGAUUGAAAAUC
Panonychus citri (citrus red mite) is the source of this 1604-nucleotide messenger RNA. RefSeq names its product cyclin-dependent kinase 20-like. Gene Ontology annotation, cellular component: nucleus. Lineage: Eukaryota; Metazoa; Arthropoda; Arachnida; Trombidiformes; Tetranychidae. Bases 274 to 1377 code for a protein of 367 amino acids. Gene Ontology annotation, biological process: protein phosphorylation. The transcript has 2 exons. Gene Ontology annotation, molecular function: ATP binding; cyclin-dependent protein serine/threonine kinase activity. The record is from RefSeq and is a predicted model, not a curated record.